Lontra canadensis (Northern American river otter) is the source of this 1646-nucleotide messenger RNA. It is a transcript of the gene PRR5L, whose product is annotated as proline rich 5 like. The transcript is spliced from 10 exons. Gene Ontology annotation, cellular component: TORC2 complex. Lineage: Eukaryota; Metazoa; Chordata; Mammalia; Carnivora; Mustelidae. Bases 421 to 1527 code for a protein of 368 amino acids. The record is from RefSeq and is a predicted model, not a curated record. Gene Ontology annotation, biological process: TORC2 signaling.
GGUUCGCAGCCCCUGCUAACAUGCUGCACAGCCAGGCACUUGUCCUGGUCAGGUGACCCUCACUAAAGCCAGGGGUUAGAGUAGAUGACAUAUGUGUUUGGAGAGAUGAUGUCUGCCAUUCUUUCUAGCUCUAACUUGUGUCCUCAGGCCCCGGGUCGGUGGGAACUGAGGGAGAGCUAGGCCUAAAGACAGCAGAGCCCAUCAGAAUGUCACCUUCUCGGGAGGCUGGAAUGCAGUGGCACCUCACCUCUCCCCUGCAAGAUGGCACCUGUCCUGGAGGAAGGAACCAGACCAGGUGUUGGCUAAAUUUGUGGUUUUAAGAAAUCCUGAGAACCGGAGGGCAGCCCUGGGAGAAGCCCUUCCCGGGGGCACUCGGAACCUUCUGGUCCAGAGGAGAAGGCCUUCCCCUCACCUGGACUUAUGACCCGCGGCUUCGCUCCCAGUCUGCCCACUGAGUUCCACAAGAUGGGCUCCUUCCGCAGGCCCAGGCCGCGUUUCAUGAGCUCCCCAGUGCUCAGCGAUCUGCCCCGGUUCCAAGCAGCCCGGCAGGCUCUGCAGCUCAGCUCCAACUCGGCCUGGAACAGCGUCCAGACUGCCGUGAUCAACGUCUUCAAAGGAGGUGGCUUGCAAAGCAACGAGCUCUAUGCACUGAAUGAAAACAUCAGGAGGCUGCUGAAGAGUGAACUUGGAUCAUUCAUUACGGACUAUUUCCAGAACCAGCUUCUUGCAAAAGGCCUGUUGUUCGUGGAGGAGAAGAUUAAGCUGUGUGAAGGUGAAAAUCGCAUUGAGGCUCUGGCUGAAGUGUGGGACCACUUCUUCACGGAGACUCUUCCCACCCUGCAGGCAAUAUUUUAUCCAGUUCAGGGCCAGGAGCUGACCAUCCGUCAGAUCUCCCUGCUGGGCUUCCGUGACCUGGUGCUGCUGAAGGUGAAGCUGGGGGAUGUGCUGCUGCUGGCCCGGUCCCCGCCACCCCCGUCCAUCGUCCAGAUGCUGCUCAUCCUACAGAGUGUCCAUGAGCCCACGGGCCCCAGUGAGGGUUAUUUGCAGCUGGAGGAACUGGUGAAGCAAGUGGUGUCUCCCUUCCUGGGCAUCAGUGAGGACCGCGGUGUCUCGGGUCCCACGUACAUGGCAGCCAGACGCCACUCCAGGGUCCGGCCCAAGGUCGCGGUCCUGAGCUACGCCUGCCCGACGACUGCCCUCAGCCGGCCCCUGAAUGAGACAGCCCUGACCCCGCUGACGGAGCAGGAGGGGGAGGCCUACCUGGAGAAGUGCGGCAGCGUGCGGCGGCACACGGUGGCCAACGCCCACUCGGACAUCCAGCUGCUGGCGAUGGCCACCAUGAUGCACUCGGGCCUGGGUGAAGAGCCUGGCGGGGAGGACCAGUGCCUGCUCCUGCCCGCCAGCUUCUCGCCCCCGCACCGACAGUGCUCCAGCGAGCCCAACAUCACCGACAGCCCCGAUGACCUGGAGCAGGGGACUGCGGGCAGCCAGGAGGACUCCGAGCUGAACUGUGCUUCCCUCGGUUGAACGCCCAGCCCCAGGACUUCCCAGCUCCGGCCUGCCACUUUGAUGAGAACGGCUCCAUCCCCGGGGUCAGUGGGGAGGGGGGCUCACCAAGGGGCUCCUCCUGGAGGCCGAGCCCAAGU